AUGUAUAUAAUUAGUAUUAGCUCUAUAUCAGCUGUAAAUAUGGACUUCACAUCAGAUUUCUACUUCCGUCAGGCGUGGAGAGACUCACGGCUGACAUUCAUGAAGCGGCCGGGCAUUGACGCCCUGUUUGUGGGGGCCGAGGUGUCCGACAAGAUCUGGGUGCCCGACACCUUCUUUGCCAAUGAGAAGUCGGCACAGUUUCAUAAGGCGACCACCGAGAACACUUUUAUACGUAUUAAGUCCAAUGGCGAAGUGUUGCGCUCAAUUAGAUUAACGAUCACAUCUUCCUGUCCAAUGAAUUUACAAUACUUCCCAAUGGAUCGACAGAGCUGUACGAUUGAAGUCGAAAGCUGUGAGUAU
Molecule: messenger RNA, 360 nt
Organism: Oppiella nova
Lineage: Eukaryota; Metazoa; Arthropoda; Arachnida; Sarcoptiformes; Oppiidae
Source: the annotation of a GenBank genome assembly